CAGAAAAGAGGAGCUACACGGAGGAGAUCGGGAAGUCGUUAAGCAGAGAGGGGGUGGGGCAGGCCGGUAGGGACGGAGACCCCCCUCUGGAGGCGGAAAGAGGCAGGACCACUUCCGGCCAGGCGGUGCGGGGGUAACAAGCUCAGACCUGAGGAGAGGCUUGGAGAGAGCAGACGUCCUCUGGACUCACGAGGGCGAGGCUCAGCUAUUACAGUCUCUCAGGAAGAUGGAUAGAAGAAAUGACUAUGGUUUUCGGGUGCCCACAUUCCAGGGCCCUCUGCCUCCCCCUGGGAGCCUAGGGCUUCCUUUCUCUCCAGAUGUACAGACUGAGAGCACAGAGAAGGACAAUGUCCUGCUGAUGCAUACCCUGUUGUCAGCAUCCAAGGACCCACCGAUUGCCAGCCGGCCUAAGAAAAGCAAGACCAAGAAGACUUCUAUUAAAGCUAUCACUAAGACCACACCCACUCCCCCUCAGGUUCCAUCUGCCAAUGACAUUGCUAGCAACAAGCCUAAAGUAACUCUGCAGGCUUUAAACCUACCAAUGUUCACCCAGAUCAGCCAGGUUUCUGCUACAACUGAGGCAGCCAAUAUCCAGGCUUCAGUUACUGCUCAAACCAAGAAAGCCAAGACAAAGAGAGUUACUCCCAAGGUAUCUCUAACUGGCACUGAGGAUGUCACUACACAGCUCAAGUCACCUUUACAGGCCCUAAACCUGCCAGUUACCUCACCAACUCUCCAGUCUCCAGUUGCCAAUGAGUCAGCUAAUUCCCUGGCCUUGAUAGCUGUCAGCAAACCCAAGAAAGCUUCUAAGGCAAAGAAGGCUGCCAAUAAGACCAUACCUAGUGCCACUGAGAUCUCACUGGCUUCGACUGCCACCCACACAGCCACUACCCAAGGCCAAAUUGCCAAGGAGACAGCUAGUAUCCAGUCCUCAGCAGCCACUAUCCGAACCAAGAAAAUUUCCAAAGCUAAGAGGACAACUGCUAAGCCCAUGAAUGCUGACACUGAGUAUGGAGAGCCCUCAAAUGCUAUUGAGGGAGCUAGCAGACAGAUUGAGGCUUCAACUGUAGUUCUAAGGCCCAAAAAGCCCAAGGGGAAGAAGGUUGCCAAUAAAGGCCCAAAUUCUGCUUCUGAGCUCUCCGAGGCUCCACCUGCCCUUCAAAUGGUCCCAAACCAUGCCCUAUCAGUGACUGUACGGAUCAGGAGAGGGUCUAGGGCUCGAAAGGCUGCCACUAAGACUCGGGCAACUGAAAGCCAGGCUCAAAUCAAUGAACAAGGAGCUCAGGCCAAGAUGGCUACCUCUCAGGCCAGCAUAAGUGCCCUUGAGACUCAGGUUGCUGCUGCUGUUCAGGCCUUGGCAGAUGACUACCUGGCUCAGUUGAGUUUGGAGCCCACAACCAGAACCCGGGGCAAGAGGAACCGGAAGUCUAAGCAUCCCAAUGGAGAAGAAAGAACUGGGGGCAGUUUCAGGCGGAUCCCAUGGGGCCGGAGGCCUCCACCACCCCGAGAUGUGGCCAUUUUGCAGGAAAGGGCAAAUAAGUUGGUGAAAUAUCUGUUGGUUAAGGACCAGACAAAGAUCCCCAUCAAGCGUUCAGACAUGCUGAAGGAUGUCAUCCAAGAAUAUGAUGAGUAUUUUCCAGAGAUCAUUGAACGAGCAAGCUAUGCUCUGGAGAAGAUGUUUCGAGUCAACCUGAAGGAAAUUGAUAAGCAAAGUAGCUUGUAUAUUCUUAUCAGCACUCAGGAGUCCUCUGCAGGCAUACUGGGAACGACCAAGGACACACCCAAGCUGGGUCUCCUCAUGGUUAUUCUGAGUGUCAUUUUCAUGAAUGGCAACAAGGCCAGUGAGGCUGUCAUCUGGGAGGUGCUACGCAAGUUGGGGCUACGUCCUGGGGUAAGACAUUCACUCUUUGGAGAAGUGAGGAAACUCAUCACAGAUGAAUUUGUGAAGCAGAAGUAUCUGGAAUACAAGAGGGUCCCCAACAGCAGACCACCUGAAUAUGAAUUCUUCUGGGGCCUGCGGUCUUACCACGAGACUAGCAAGAUGAAAGUACUGAAAUUUGCAUGCAAGGUACAGAAGAAAGAUCCUAAAGACUGGGCCGCUCAGUACCGGGAGGCAGUAGAGAUGGACGUUCAGGCUGCAGCUGUGGCUGUGGCUGAGGCUGAGGCCAGGGCUGAGGCAAGAGCCCAAAUGGGGAUUGGAGAGGAAGCUGUGGCUGGGCCCUGGAAUUGGGAUGACAUGGAUAUUGACUGCUUAACAAGGGAAGACCUCAGCACUGGCGAUGGCUUUGGCAGUGGGCCUAAUGCCAGCUUCGACAGAGGACUGAAUACCAUCAUUGGCUUUGGCAGUGAUUCCAACACCAGCAGUGGCUUUACUGGUGAAACCAGCACCGGCUCCAGCUUCAGUAAUGGACCCAGUUCUAUUGUUGGCUUUAGUGGUGGACCAAGCACUGGUGCUGGCUUCUGCAAUGCACCAAGCACUGGUGGCUUUGGUGGUGGACCAAGUACAGGAGCUGGCUUUGGCGGACCAAGCACUGGAGGUGGCUUCGGAGGACCAAGCACUGCAGCUGGCUUUGGUGGUGGACUGAGCACCAGUACUGGCUUUGGUGGUGGUGGACUGAGCAGCAGUGCUGGCUUCGGUGGUGGACUGAACACCAGUGCUGGAUUCAACGGUGGACCAAGCACCGGUACUGGCUUUGGUGGUGGAGCCACUAACCUCGGUGCCUGUGGCUUCUCUUACGGCUAGUGAAGUUUCAGGUUUGUUACGUUUGUUACCCAUGUUUACAGGUAACACUAACGCAGCAGUACUUCCCAUGGAGCCAAUGUGCAGCUUUGGAAUCUUUGUCCGCACAGCAGCCUAACCAGCUACAACCCAUAAGCUGAGUGAAACACUAAGAAAAAUCUGCUGUUCCUGCUUUGUGUUUGCUUCUUGUGUUGUUGUCAUAUUUUGGUAUCAGAGUUACAUUAAAUUUGCCAAAGGAA
Molecule: messenger RNA, 2979 nt
Organism: Microtus ochrogaster (prairie vole)
Lineage: Eukaryota; Metazoa; Chordata; Mammalia; Rodentia; Cricetidae
Product: trophinin
Exons: 14
Coding region: 227-2743 (838 amino acids)
Source: RefSeq, a predicted model, not a curated record